AUGUUUGAGAAACCAAUGACAGCGGUGGCACCCAAGACGGAGAAGACCUUCAAAGUGGAGGCACCACUGUUCUCGGGAGCGUCAGCAGAAGGUUCACUUGCGACGGGUCCUUCAGAUGUAGGGCUGGCAGCGGUUGGUGCGCUAGAUCCACUGGCGGGGGCGGGUGGAGAUGAGAGUUCCUCAUCGGGGGAAGAGGCAGGGGUGGUGGAAGUUGACGAAGAAGAUGGAGAGGUGGCGGGGGCUGUCUCGGAUGAGGAUGUGGAUGGAACUGGGGCGGCGCUGCUAGAUGCUUGUGGGGUGGCGGCGGUGGCGUUUGUUGUGUCGCUUUCCACUGGAGUUGGAGUUGCAGCAGUGGGAGUUGAAGUAGGUGAUGAUGAUGAUGAUGAUGGAGAAGUUUUCGGCGAUGCUGCCGGAGAGCUGGCAGGUGCCUCGGCGGAAACCAACCCAACAAUGGCUACAAAGAUGAGGGCAAACGCAACCAAUUGA
This is a messenger RNA of Ilex paraguariensis (yerba mate), 486 nucleotides long. Lineage: Eukaryota; Viridiplantae; Streptophyta; Magnoliopsida; Aquifoliales; Aquifoliaceae. The record is from the annotation of a GenBank genome assembly.